CCAUGUGUUUGCCCAUCCCGUGUCGUGCGUUUUCCGAGACCAGUCGAAAUUGAGAUCUGCUCGCGUUCGGUUCGAUUCUCUAGCUUCUAGCGGUGUUAUCGGUGCUUUAGUGUUCCUGUGCUGUGGGGCGCAAACUUGUGCUGCUCCACCAAGUGGUUGUUGUUUGGUCUAGUCUGGAGUCUGUUACACCUCCCCACCCUCCCUUCUAGAGCCCUUUCAGAGGGUUGUUCGUUUGGGGGUCCCGACGCAGUGCAUGUGUUUGUGUGUGCUGGUGCCUAGUGCAGUGUACUUUCCUUCAGUUCUGCUUACUGGCUUGCAGUUGCUUUUGUCAGCCACCCCAAUCCGGUUGGGGGUGGUUUUCGAUUUCGGUCGGUUUGAUGUGUGAUCUCGGGUAGUGAAGAACAAGAAGACAAAAGAGGAUUUCCCGGAAAAGAGCUGUAGUCACGAUAGCCAAAUAUGAUAAGAAGUAAUCUAAUUUUUGGCUGAGUAAAUGAAAUGUGUAUGCAGUGUACAGGAAUCUUACCCACUCAGGCUCGAUGAAAGAGAGCAAAUAGGAGAUGAAUAUGCAGCACAGCCGCCAUCAAAACGGACAUCCCCGUUGUAAAGGAUAUCGUCAAUAAUGGUGUUGGAAGACAACAAGAUAUUCGAAGUGGAUUAGAGUUAACUAGAGUAGAAGUUAAAUGAUAGUUUCGCAAGUUAGUUCAAGAGUAGUUAUAAAACCAAUCGAGAAGAGUGUCUGGAAUCGGUGAAGAAAAGUGUGAAGAGUCCCCCUUCCUGGAAUAGAGUGAACCUAGCAAAGUUUAAGCUGCUUCGAGUGGCUUUAGUGGGUGGUCGUCAAGUAAGCCAAUCGAAAAGUGCCACUCUCGUCAACAUAACUAAACCGACUGCCGGCGGUCAGCCUCAAUCACGACGCCUAGCAAAGGGAAAAGUGCUGAAAAGUGUUUGCCAUUAACCUAAUCAAGUUUGUCGUUAAAAUGUGGAAUCGUCUUUCGCCGACCAAUUCCAAUAAACUGAUGCUCGAACAUGGUAAUCAUAGCAAUAUUAGAUGCAAUAAUAACAAUACCACCACCACCUCCAGCCAUCCCUGUAGGACAGGUGCAGCGAUCGCCGGUGCCCUCUGUGCUGUCGUCACUCCUUCCAUCAUCGCCACCACCAAUAAAACCAAUAACUCCAAUAAUAACAACAGUAGUAGCAAUUUUAAUUCCAAAACCACCACCACCACUACCACCACCAAUAAUACCACCACUAGUACUUCUACCAGUAGUAGCAAUAAUAAGCCCAACAAAAUUUUAUCGAUCGAUAUGGAAAUCCGUAUACAAAAUAAGUGUAUUUCAGCAUAGCGGAUCACUCUGGAGGGACCGGAACCCCCCUGGAUGCAAGGCCCCCUCAAGGUGGCAUUUCUGGGGGCCUCCGGCGUCGGUCGCACUAGUAUACUGCAGCAAUUUUUCAAGCAUGACUUCCCGAAAACCCACGUUCGCACCAGCCGACGGUCGGUUUACCGCAGCUGUUUGGUGUGCGACACUUGCAUCCGGGAGCUGAUGGUGAUCGAUGUGCCGCCACAGAGACGCUUUCCCGUCGACAAUCUUGCCGAGUGGAACAACGGCCACCCGCUGGGGCUCCGAACGGUGCACACCUACGUGCUCGUGUACGACAUGGGCAACCUCGAGACCUUCCAGUACUGCCGCAGCAUGCGUGAUCAAAUCUUAGAAAGCUUUAAUCAUCGUGAUUUUAAAAUUAUGGUUGUGGGCAACAAACUCGAUCUGGUAUCCGAAACCAUUCCGCACACUCAGGAAUUAAAAGAUAUCUCAACGCUGGUUCGAAAGCACUGGCGAUGUGGUUACGUCGAAUGUUCCGCCAAGCACAACUACAAAAUUGGCGACAUUUUCAAAGAACUGAUGGGCUACCCGGUGGGCGGCACGGCACCCAAGCUGGAGUUUUCCCAAUCGAUUAGGAACAAAAACAAAUGCACCAUUCUCUAGUAGUAGCUGUAAAGUGCGCUAUGCAGGCGCGGGUGCAGAAUGACAAAAAAACGGUGCCACAAAGUUGCAUUGCAGCAGCAGCCUUCCUCUUGUUGGAUGUCCGUGGUCGGGUCGAGAUGUUGCGAAAGACUUUGCCGAGUACGAAAACUGCGCCCGAUUUGGGCCGGGUGAUAUUGGAGUGAGGUACCAUAUUGUAAUUGGAGCACAAAUCGAUGCGUGAAAGGGGAUUGUGUCAACGAAAACAAGCCUAACAAUAGCGUUACACGUACACUAGUUAAGUGUAGGGAAGAAGUAAGGAUAACUACCGCAACCGUUUACGAAACUGUAGAUACAAUCGGAGAAACCCAUUCCAAAGCAGCAGAACCAUGUUGACUAUUGAUAUCUAGGAAGUUAAUCGUCGUUAAAUCGAUCGGCACACUUUUGUGUCACUUGAUGACUGUGUAAAGUUAUACGUACCGUGGAGGUAGGUGAAGUUAAUCGUGUCGCGGUGCUCCCCAGACCAGUGUUAUUAGAGAAAAAUCUUCAUCAAAAGCGUACUCACUAGUCGAUUUCUAUCGCU
Messenger RNA from Aedes aegypti (yellow fever mosquito), 2538 nucleotides. RefSeq names its product ras-like protein family member 10B. The record is from RefSeq and is a predicted model, not a curated record. The transcript has 6 exons. NCBI's taxonomy places the organism in Eukaryota, Metazoa, Arthropoda, Insecta, Diptera, Culicidae. Gene Ontology annotation, molecular function: GTPase activity; GTP binding.